Brassica oleracea var. oleracea is the source of this 939-nucleotide messenger RNA. Its product is annotated as oxysterol-binding protein-related protein 1C. The transcript is spliced from 2 exons. Lineage: Eukaryota; Viridiplantae; Streptophyta; Magnoliopsida; Brassicales; Brassicaceae. Bases 83 to 859 code for a protein of 258 amino acids. The record is from RefSeq and is a predicted model, not a curated record.
CCCCCUCUCCAUAUUUUCUCCCCUCUCUUCUUACAACCACCGGAUAAAAUCUUAACCUAACUUCUCUGAUCGUCCCUUGACAAUGUCUUCUCCACUCGCCGCAAAAUCCAACCCAACGACUCGCUCCAUUUCGUUAAACAUCCCACACUCAGCUCGUCCCAACCGCCACCACGAUCUCCGGUACAGCCUCUCCGCUGGCCCUCGUACGAACGACGAUCGCCCACCGUCUGGAAACGGCGUCGCGGGGAUCCUGUACAAAUGGAUAAACUACGGCAAAGGAUGGAAACGACGGUGGUUUGUUCUCCAAGACGGUGUGUUGUCGUAUUACAGAAUCCACGGUCCGGAUAAGAUCUCUCUCUCCGUGGAAAUGGAUCGGAGAUCGAAGCUGAUCGGCGGCGAAUCCUUUCGGUUCAUAUGCCGUCAUAGCAAACGUGGUGAUGUUCAUAGUCCUGGCAAACCGCUCGGUCAAAUUCACCUUAAGGUCUCAUCAAUCGGACAAGGCAUAUCAGAGAGCAAGAGAUUCACUGUAUUUACUGGCACAAAGAGUCUGCAUUUACGAGCAGCAUCAAGUGAAGAUCGUACAGCUUGGAUCGAAGCUUUGCAUGCUGUUAAAGAAACGUUUCCAAGAAUGUCAAACGAAGAGUUAAUGGCAACGACAACUAACGUAUCAAUCUCGACCGAUAAGCUAAGACAAAGAUUAAUGAAAGAAGAAGUUGACGAGACAAUCAUCAAAGAUUGCGAAGAUAUAAUGAAAAACAACUUCAUCGCAUUGCAUAAUGAGGUCAUGACGCUUAAACAGUAUCAGUGUCAUCUUGUGGAUACUCUCAAGAACGUUAAUAGUGUACCAGAGCUCGAGUAACAGUUUUUGUAUGAGUUAUCUAUCUCGUCGUUUUAAUUAUCAUCAGUGAUGUUUAAAGUUGUUUUUUUCAUAGAAAUAAA